CAAACAGAACCUCAGUGAUCCACGAUGGUCCGGUCCUGGAUCCUGCUGAUCUGCCUGCUCGCAAUUUUGGCGUGUUUCGGGGCGGGUCAGGACCCUCCACGAGCGCGCUCCGGCCCGUGGAGACACCGGAUCCAGUGGGAGAACAACGGGCAUGUUUACAGCUUACUCAGCACCGGGACCGAGUACCGUUUACCCUCUCAGAGCAGGAGACGCACGCAGCUUUUACUGACCACGAAAAACGAUCUGAACCAGAUCCACCGACCCGCUGCGCUCAGGUCCAGCAGAACCAGGUCCGGGAGCGCAUCCAGGGAUCGGUCUGAGCAAAGAGACGACAAUCAGAUGGAUGCGUCAGUUCUUGGUGCUGAGGCGGGUCAGUACCUGCUCACCUCAGACAGUCGGCCCCUCACAAACCAGGCUCCACCUAACAGAACCUCCAUCCUGGACUUCUCCGGCGGCGGAGUCCCCAGAGGGGGCCGCAGUGCCCCUGAGGACGCACAGCCCACCCGUCCGGCUCCGGUCAGAGCGCGCGAUUUUACGCACAGGGGAGGCUUCAGGCCGGAGUCCGAGAGCUCAGAAACACCUCCCGCAUCGGUUUGGGUCACUUUGACCGAAGACCAGUCCAGGGUCCAGUCCCUGACCAGAGCCAGCCCGGAGUCCGGGAACUCCGUGGAGAUCCACUUCCCGCGCAGCAGAACGGAACCAACAGAAGCCGGAGACCCACGAGACCCUCACAGCAUCCAACACAGGAACUCAGUUUUCUAUAAUGUUUACCCACCGGACCGCAGGAACCGGCAGGACGGCAGAGGCCCAGUCAGUACCGGAUACGGUACCAGAUUCUUCUACAACGGUCUCCCAGACCUGAUACCAGACCCAUAUUACAUCCAGGCUGCCUCCUACAUCCAGAGAGUUCAGAUGUAUGCACUUCGCUGUGCUGCAGAGGAGAACUGCCUCUCCAGGUCUGCAUAUCAUCCCAGUGUGAGCGACCUGGACUACAGAGUUCUGCUGCGGUUCCCACAGCGAGUCAAGAACCAGGGAACGGCGGACUUCCUCCCAGUAAGACCCAGACACGAGUGGGAAUGGCACAGCUGUCAUCAACAUUACCACAGCAUGGAGGCCUUCAGUAACUACGACCUGCUGGACGUCUCCACCGAACAGAAGGUCGCUGAGGGACACAAAGCCAGUUUCUGUCUGGAGGACACGUCAUGUGACCCAGGAGUGCGGCGGCGCUUUGCCUGCACUGCUCACACACAGGGGCUCGGUCCUGGCUGCUAUGACACAUAUCACGCCAACAUUGACUGCCAGUGGAUCGACAUCACUGACGUGCCGCCUGGGAACUACAUACUGAAGGUGACAGUGAACCCCUCUCAGCUGGUUCCUGAGUCUGACUUCUCCAACAACGAGGUGAGGUGUGACGUCAGGUACACAGGAAGCCACGUCCAGGCGACAAACUGCAGGAUUGUUGUGAGAUGAUCAUCUGAGGAUAUAAAAUUUUUGUUGCUCUUAAUGUAAAGCUGCUGUUCUGCUGUUUGCUGCUCAGAUUUAAUCUUUGUAUUUCUGUUUUAGAAUGUGCUGUAGUUUAAUCCAGCCAUAUCAAAUAAAUGUUUAAUUUAUGAGUGUAUUUUACUGAAACUAAGCUGUUUGUGUGCAAUAAGAAAGUGUUUUUAAGCGGUUUACUGGUGCUUGUGUUCUCUGCAUUCAUUUUUCUUUUCGUGAGGUUUUUUUUAAAGAACAUCUAAUAAUAAAUAAAAUAUGCCUUGAUGUUAACAGUGUGGAUUAUUUUAUAAUAAUAAAACAAAAAUGUCAAA
This is a messenger RNA of Austrofundulus limnaeus, 1805 nucleotides long. It is a transcript of the gene loxl5a, whose product is annotated as lysyl oxidase-like 5a. The record is from RefSeq and is a predicted model, not a curated record. Gene Ontology annotation, biological process: peptidyl-lysine oxidation; collagen fibril organization. The coding region runs from base 25 to 1470 and encodes 481 amino acids. Gene Ontology annotation, molecular function: protein-lysine 6-oxidase activity; copper ion binding. The transcript has 7 exons. Lineage: Eukaryota; Metazoa; Chordata; Actinopteri; Cyprinodontiformes; Rivulidae.